This is a messenger RNA of Paramuricea clavata, 286 nucleotides long. The record is from the annotation of a GenBank genome assembly. NCBI's taxonomy places the organism in Eukaryota, Metazoa, Cnidaria, Anthozoa, Malacalcyonacea, Plexauridae.
AUGAAAGAAUGGGCAGACGCGUAUGGAGCAUCCGUGCGACAACGCACCGUGAGGCAGGAGACCACAAUGUGCAGGACAGGGGCACUCCCAGAUUGCCUGUACCAACGUCAAGUGCAUCCAGGGAAGCCUGUCAUAAUUGACAGCCUCGGGAAGGAUUCAGAGGCAGAAAACCAGGAAGAGAGGGUCGAAAAAGAUGAGAAAAUUGGAGGCGUAAAAGUUGAUGAUUACGAUACAAGAAGCGUUGAAGACGACAACGAUGAAGUCCAAGAAGAGGUCGAAGAGGAGC